AUGACAAAUCAGACAAAUAAAUCAACCAUCAAUCACCCGGACGAUAUGUCCUUUUCUUCGGUACAAGUCAUCGCUUGGAGUUGUGCUCUUGCGACGGAAGCUGUUGUUAUUGUCGUAGGAAACUUGCUCACAAUUGUACUUUUUGCACUUAACAAGAAACUACGAUCUAAGAAAAGUUUAUAUCUUGUUUUGAAUAUGGCAUUUGCUGAUCUGUUUCUGGGAGGUAUAUCUCUCCCUACAUAUGUUUACUCCCUGGCUCUUGGUCAGGUUAAAUUUGAUGAACAAACUCCAACGCUUUUUACAAUUAUUUUCCUCGUUUUCGCUCAGGCAUCAUUCAUUACCGCUACUUUGAUAUCUUGUGAGAGAUUUUACGCCAUCUAUUGGCCGCUGAAGCACCGGCAGACACUUUCUACGCGAGCAUACAGGUUCGUUAUUUUGACGGUGUGGACAUUAAGUUUCCUUGGUUCUCUUUUCACAGUUUUUUCUCCUGCAAUUCUCAAGCCUGGUGGCUCUGAAUUCUUUCCUGUCUUUAAUCUUCGUGUCUGUACUUCUAAUCAUCAGCGGCCUCAAUUUUGGUGUUUGGAGAAAGAUUCAGCAACAAACUGUUCCUCAUCACCAAAACAGAGUCUUGCAAAGACGACGCUUAACAAAGACUUUGUUAUUAGUAUCUCUCAUCGCCAUGGGUUCUUGGCUUCCACCUUUGGUUUAUAA
Porites evermanni is the source of this 711-nucleotide messenger RNA. The record is from the annotation of a GenBank genome assembly. NCBI's taxonomy places the organism in Eukaryota, Metazoa, Cnidaria, Anthozoa, Scleractinia, Poritidae.